GAUGGAGGAGGGCGGCGGAGCCCCGGGCAGGGGGCCGCUGGCCAGCAGCGCGCGGAGGGAAGCCGAGGGAUCCAUGGAUUGUCCCAACCUGGAUUUUGAGUACGGAGAUGCUGACAGCCACGCAGCUGAACUGGCAGAGCUCUACAGCUACACCGAGGGACCCGAAUUUGCCCUCAACAGGAGAUGCUUUGAGGAAGAUUUCCAGAUUCAAGCCAAGGGCAAGCGGUGGGCAGAGUUGGACCUGACCCAGAAGAAGACCUACGUGAUGCGGCUAUUGGACGGGCUGGAGGUGGUCAGCAGGGACCAAAGGCUGAAAGUCGCUCGAGCCGUUCUCUAUUUGGCACAAGGUGUCUUUGGAGAGUGUGACACGGAAGCAGAUGUCCUCCACUGGGCGCGACACAACAACUUUUUGCUGUACCAAAUGGGGACCUUCACAGCUUUCCUGGAACUGCUCAACAUGGAAGUGGCCAACACCGAGGCCCGUAGCAGCGCCCUGAGGAAGCCGGCGAUCUCUCUAGCGGACAGCACCGAACUCAGGGUGAUUCUGAGCGUCAUGUACCUGAUGGUGGAGAACGUCCGGGUGGAAAUGGAGACUGACCCUCCGAAGUGGACGGCGUCCCGCGAGAUGUUCAGGGCUGAGCUGAGUUAUCCGAUCCACAGCGAAGAACCGUUUGGCCUCUUGCUGUUCACGAUGGUGACCAAAUUCUGCAGCGAGCAUUCUCCGCAUUUCCCCAUGAAGAAAGUCCUGCUUUUACUCUGGAAGGUCCUCGUGUUCACUCUGGGCGGCUUCGAUACCCUCCAAGCGAUGAAGGUGAAGAAGCGGCAGGAUCUGGGGCUGCCCCCCUUGCCAGAAGACAGCAUCCUGGUCAUGCGUAACAUGCGGGCGGCCUCCCCUCCAGCCUACACCGCCGAGUUGGGGGAACAGCCGCAGCCGCCGGUGCAGAAACGGGGACACCGGAGUCGACGGCCUCUGAUGAAGCAGGACAGUCUAGAUAUUUACAACGAGAGGGACCCCUUCAAGAACGAGGAGGCCGUGGUGGACGAAGAGGAGGCCGAUGACAUUGAGAGCGGGCUGGAAAGCGAGUUGGAUCUCUUGGAAAGGACCACCGUCGUACAAGCCGAGCCGGUUCCAUGCCCGCCUGUGGAGAAGGUCUCCUUCCCAAAGGGCCUUCCGUGGGCCCCAAAGUCAGGUAUCGUACAGAAAGACAUAGAACAUUUCCUGGAGACAAGCAGGAACAAAUUCAUUGGAUUCACACUUGGGCAGGACACGGAGACCUUGGUGGGCUUACCGUGCCCGAUCCAUGAAAGUGUGAAGACUCUGAAAGAGCACAAAUAUAUCUCGGUCGCCGAAGUGCAGAUCAAGAAUGAGAAAGAAAUGGAAAAGUGUCCCAUCUCUUUGGGGGAGGAGGAAGUGCAGGAGACACCCUGUGAGAUCCUAUAUCGAGCCAUGCUGUACAACCUGCCCCAGUACAUGAUAGCUCUGUUGAAGAUCCUGCUAGCUGCGGCCCCAACUUCAAAAGCCAAGACCGACUCAAUCAACAUCCUGGCAGAUGUGUUGCCGGAGGAAAUGCCGGUGACCGUCCUCCAGAGCAUGAAACUGGGGAUCGAUGUGAACCGGCACAAAGAAAUCAUUGUCAAGAGCAUCUCUGCUUUAUUGCUGCUCCUCCUGAAGCAUUUUAAGCUGAACCACGUUUAUCAGUUUGAGUAUGUCGCCCAGCAUCUGGUCUUCGCCAACUGCAUCCCGUUGAUUCUGAAGUUCUUCAACCAGAAUAUCUUGUCCUACAUCACCGCCAAAAACAGUGUUUCUGCCUUGGAUUAUCCCGCCAGCACCAUCCAUGAGUUACCAGAACUCAAUGCUGAAAGUCUCGAGACGGGAGACGACAGCCAGUUUUGCUGGAGGAAUCUCUUCUCUUGCAUCAACCUUCUGAGGAUACUCAACAAGCUGACCAAGUGGAAACACUCGAGGACAAUGAUGCUUGUCGUCUUCAAGUCCGCUCCGAUCCUGAAACGGUCUCUGAAGGUGAAACAAGCCAUGAUGCAGCUCUACGUCCUGAAGCUGCUGAAGAUCCAAACCAAGUAUCUCGGACGCCAGUGGAGGAAGAGCAACAUGAAAACCAUGUCGGCCAUCUACCAGAAGGUCCGUCACCGCAUGAAUGACGACUGGGCGUACGGCAACGAUAUCGAUGCUCGUCCUUGGGACUUCCAAGCCGAAGAAUGCAGUUUACGAGCCCACAUCGAGUCCUUUAAUAGCCGGAGGUAUGACAAGAUCCAGGAUGCUGAAUUUUCUCCGGUGGACAACUGCCUCCAGAGCGUGCUGGGACAACAAUUAGAACUCCCUGAAGAUUUCCGCUACUCGUACGAACUCUGGCUGGAGAGAGAAGUAUUUUCCCAGCCCAUUCACUGGGAAGAACUGCUGUGCUACCAGUGAUGGGGAAACGGGAUUCGAACUCGGUGCUUCAGCCAACAAGUGCUACGGGGGAGUGGGGGAGAGGAAGGGGUUUUCUUUGGUCUGUGGAUGUCUUUCCACAGGGAAUUACCAGCUAGAAGUUGUAAAAAACAAUUCCUCCUUUUCCCUCAACGUUACGGGCCUAUAAGCAAAGAGAAAUUUAUUAUUAUUAUUCCUGUCGUUUUCCCUGAUCCAGGUUAAACGAUACGUAUAUAUUUAAAGUUCUUAUAAUGGUAGCUUUGAAUGAAGGGGAUUCUGUACAUUAGCAGUGUGCAACCUUGGCUACCUUAAGAUCUGUGAACUUCAAUUCCCAGAAUUCCCAAACUAGCUGGAGAAUCCUGGGAGGUGGAUUCUGGGAGUUGAAGUCCACAAGUCUUAAAGAUUGGACACCCCUGCUUGUACAUCAUAUAUCUCCAAGAUUUUGGUUGCUAUUAUAAACAUUUUCUAUGAGUAAGAUACCUGGGCAAACAUAUACCUGUAAACCAGGUGACAUUCUUUCACUACAGACAAUCUAUUGCUGAUUCCAUCAAACAUUUCAGCAAAGUAUCCUCUAAUUGUAUUUCAUAACCACCUAUGAGGAUAAUCUCCAACUAGAAAACAGUAUUCAUAGAAUAAUUUUUCAGGAUAUAAGGAUGAAUUAGGGGGCAUUUGCGUGUCUCCGAUACAUAAAAAUAUAUCGGAGAUAUGCAAAUUAUAUACCAAAAAUAUGUAAAAGCACGGUCCAAUUUUCUUCCAUCUUUUAUUCACGGUUCCCCGUGGAUAUAUUCCAAGAAUUUUUUUCCCCAGGCAUUGCAACGCUGCAUUAAACAGAUGUUUGCAGAAGGUUUGAUGCAUUUUCGAAUCAAAAUGAAUGCAUCAAAUGUUCAGGAACUGCUCUUAGCCUGUUUUGGAAAUGAAAAGCACAUGAUUUUAGAAAUUGUAGCGGCAUGCCAAAAAAUAUUUACACUGCACAAUAAUUGUGUUGAUAGUGGCUUAUCCGGAAUGCAUUCAGAUCCCUCCAUACAGAUGUUCUCUCUUUUAUUUCUGCGAAGUGACAAUGUUUGAAGCAUGCCAGCCCUGUUGCUUGCAUGUUCAAGGAUAUUUUGCACGUCCCCAAACCUGCUCUCCCGGCAGAGAUAACACGGGUUCCCCCAUGAACUGCUUCAUGCUUUGUGUGUGUGUGUUUUUAUGCUACGAACACGGGUAGCAAGAAGGAGCAAAAGGGUAAGCAAAGCUUGGUUUAUGAGCACAAGACGAGAGUUAAACACGCUUGUAUUCUGACAUGCUUGAAUGUACAGUAUGGCUACGUGUGGUUCUGAUGUGCGUGAGACACUUUUAUCGGCAGCCUUAGUAACAUGGCACCGAUUUCUCUCUACAAUACAAAUAAGAGGAUUUUAGUUUUUUUUCAUUCUGGCCCAGCAGAAAGGGCAUUUUGUCCAAAAGCUGGACGUAUUUUCCAGGCUGCAUUUUCAAAAAAAGACCAUCGUAUAUAUGCAACAUCCUAUCUAAAGAAGGAAGCAGAUGCAGUGAGGAAUAUAUUUAGCAACCCGGUAAAUACGUGGCCUUAAAAUUUCACCAAAAUGACUUGAAAGCUAGAUGUGCACCUUAUCCGUUCUGGGAAAGUGUCUGCAUAAAGACAAAGACAAAAAAAAGAAAAUUACGCGUCAUUUUGUUUGCAAUCCUAUUUUGGAGCAGAUGUUUAAGGAGCUGCCCCUUCUUCGGAAAUGAAAAAUACAUGAUUUUAAAAAUCGUAGUGGCAUGCGAAAAUAUUUGCUCUGUGGCACAGCACAAUAAUUGUGUUGAUAGUGGCUUAUCAGGAACGCGUUCAAAUCCUUCGGUUCUCUUUUUAUUCCUGCGGAGUGAAAAUGUUGAUUUCCUAAUGCAUUCACAAAUUAUUUUUUAAGGAAGUGUGUGUAUUAUCCUAAGCACGAGAUGUAAAGGAAGAAUAAAAAUCUAAUUCUUAAAACA
This is a messenger RNA of Pantherophis guttatus, 4393 nucleotides long. The record is from RefSeq and is a predicted model, not a curated record. Lineage: Eukaryota; Metazoa; Chordata; Lepidosauria; Squamata; Colubridae.